Molecule: messenger RNA, 4739 nt
Organism: Orbicella faveolata
Lineage: Eukaryota; Metazoa; Cnidaria; Anthozoa; Scleractinia; Merulinidae
Product: ATP-dependent DNA helicase DDX11-like
Biological process (GO): nucleobase-containing compound metabolic process; establishment of sister chromatid cohesion
Cellular component (GO): nucleus
Molecular function (GO): DNA binding; ATP binding; hydrolase activity, acting on acid anhydrides, in phosphorus-containing anhydrides
Source: RefSeq, a predicted model, not a curated record
GGAGGGUGUAGGUAGCAAAUGCUAUUUUAUAAUAUACAACAUAAAUUAAAGCUACUUGACAAAAGAAAAUGAUUUCAAGCAGUAAAAUCUCAGUUUUUCUUUGUGAUGCUGCCUACAAUUGGACGACUUUUUCCCAAAAGUUUCCUCAAAAUUUUCCAAUUAAUAAAACUCCCCUCUAGGGCUUACUGGCGAACAUUUUCAGCAAGCGUGGUUCCAAAGCGUUUUAGGGCGCGAAGUUUGGGAACCAAAACACAUAAAUAAGUACGGGCUUCGAUGAUUCAAGGCCCUGGCAAGAAAGAUUUUGCAAUGGAAGAUUUUCAUACAGAUAAUUCUGCAAGAAAUGGGCCUCAAAAUUGCGAUUUUAUUCAAGCUGCAGUUAAUCGACCGACUAGUCGCGAAUCGGUGGCAAAAGAUGAGGAAAUUUUCUUUCCAUUUCCUUUCCCGCCAUACGACAUCCAGGAGGAUUUCAUGAAAACUUUGUAUCACGUGCUUGAAAAUGGAGGAGUUGGAAUUUUUGAAAGUCCAACAGGAACGGGGAAAUCUUUGAGUUUAAUCAGUGGAUCUCUAACCUGGCUCAAGGAUUUUGAGGGAAGGCAACAAAAGGAGCUAGAGAAUUCUCCAGCAAGUGCAAGAAAUGUUACUGAAAACUGUAUUACUGCUGAAAGUAAAGAUCCCUCAUCAACACCAGACUGGGUGGCAGAGUUUGCUGAAAAGCAAGCCCAAAGGGAAGCAGAAGACAGAAUUAAGGAGAAAAGAGAGAGGCUUGAGGAACAGAAGUCAAAGCUUCAAAGAAUCAAGAAUGAAAUAAGAUCAUCAUAUGCUGUCAAAUCUGGAAAGAGGAAGGUUUGUUUGACCUCCACUAGGCCACCCCCACCCCUACCACCACCCCAUUCCCCCUGUUAUACUGAGCUUCCAUCUUGUUUAGCAAGUCUGGAGAUAUCAUUGAUCAUUCUCUUAUUAAUUUGUAUCCAGCAUAGUGAUGACAAUUCAAGCAAAGAUGAAGAAAUGGAGCAGAAAAUUUCUAAGGAAAUCAAUGAAGUCUUGGGCAAGACAAGUCUGAAUGAUCCUGAUGCUGAUAUUGUGUUAACAGAGUACCUCAGUGACAGAGAAGAGGCUGAGUCAGAUGAAGAAGAGGAAGAUAAAGUUGAAGAACCUCAUUGCCUAAAGAUAUUCUAUUGCAGUCGGACACACUCACAGCUGGCACAGUUUGUGAGAGAAGUUCAGAAGAGUUCGUUCAGUGACAGCACAAGGGUCGUGUCACUUGGAUCACGACAGAAUCUCUGCAUCAAUGAAGAUGUUAAGAGCCUGAAAAAUAUUAACAGAAUCAAUGAUAGAUGUUUGGAACUUCAGAAGAAUGACAAAGACAAUAAAAAAGCUAAAGGAGAGAAUGCUCCAAAGAAGAAAAAACUUACCAAAGGUUGUCCAUUUUAUGCAUAUCAGCAGAUGCAGAAGUUUAGGGACCAUGUCUUGGUAAGAAGCAUCAAUUCCUCCACUAGGCCACCCCCACCCCUACCACCACCCCAUUCCCCCUGUUAUACUGAGCUUCCAUCUUGUUUAGCAAGUCUGGAGAUAUCAUUGAUCAUUCUCUUAUUAAUUUGUAUCCAGCAUAGUGAUGACAAUUCAAGCAAAGAUGAAGAAAUGGAGCAGAAAAUUUCUAAGGAAAUCAAUGAAGUCUUGGGCAAGACAAGUCUGAAUGAUCCUGAUGCUGAUAUUGUGUUAACAGAGUACCUCAGUGACAGAGAAGAGGCUGAGUCAGAUGAAGAAGAGGAAGAUAAAGUUGAAGAACCUCAUUGCCUAAAGAUAUUCUAUUGCAGUCGGACACACUCACAGCUGGCACAGUUUGUGAGAGAAGUUCAGAAGAGUUCGUUCAGUGACAGCACAAGGGUCGUGUCACUUGGAUCACGACAGAAUCUCUGCAUCAAUGAAGAUGUUAAGAGCCUGAAAAAUAUUAACAGAAUCAAUGAUAGAUGUUUGGAACUUCAGAAGAAUGACAAAGACAAUAAAAAAGCUAAAGGAGAGAAUGCUCCAAAGAAGAAAAAACUUACCAAAGGUUGUCCAUUUUAUGCAUAUCAGCAGAUGCAGAAGUUUAGGGACCAUGUCUUGGUUGAUAUAAAAGAUAUUGAGCAGCUUGUUUCAGUUGGAGAGAAACUCAAUGCUUGUCCUUACUAUGGAACAAGAUUAGCCAUACCUCCAGCACAGCUUGUCGUUUUGCCCUAUAACAUCCUUCUCCACAAGUCCACCAGAAAAGCCUGUGGAAUACGGCUUGACGGCAAUGUAGUCAUCAUAGAUGAAGCACACAAUUUGAUUGACACAAUCAGUAGUGUACAUAGUAUUGAAAUCACUGGUUCUCAGAUUUCAUGUGCACAUUCACAACUGACACAGUAUCAAGAUCGUUACAGGACAAGAUUAAAGGCAAAAAAUUUACUAUACAUCCAGCAGCUACUCUAUGUCUUGACAUGUUUCUUAAACGGUCUGGGUGGAAAGGAGCAAAAUCUAUCAAAAGCAAUAUCAUCAAUUACAACUGAUGAAUGUGGUGCGAAAGAAGCAAGAACGCAAGGUUGUUUUCAUUAUUCGUUAUGUUACCUGUGUAAUGGCUUUAUAUCUUUAGUUAACUCUUGUGUGACUAGGUAUCAAAAGAGGCCUCGGGAAGCAAUGUAUACAAUGUAUGUAAAGCUUAGAACAAUCAAUGACUUCUUGUUUUCUGUCCAGAUGGACAAUGUCAACUUUUUCAAGGUUGAUAUAAAAGAUAUUGAGCAGCUUGUUUCAGUUGGAGAGAAACUCAAUGCUUGUCCUUACUAUGGAACAAGAUUAGCCAUACCUCCAGCACAGCUUGUCGUUUUGCCCUAUAACAUCCUUCUCCACAAGUCCACCAGAAAAGCCUGUGGAAUACGGCUUGACGGCAAUGUAGUCAUCAUAGAUGAAGCACACAAUUUGAUUGACACAAUCAGUAGUGUACAUAGUAUUGAAAUCACUGGUUCUCAGAUUUCAUGUGCACAUUCACAACUGACACAGUAUCAAGAUCGUUACAGGACAAGAUUAAAGGCAAAAAAUUUACUAUACAUCCAGCAGCUACUCUAUGUCUUGACAUGUUUCUUAAACGGUCUGGGUGGAAAGGAGCAAAAUCUAUCAAAAGCAAUAUCAUCAAUUACAACUGAUGAAUGUGGUGCGAAAGAAGCAAGAACGCAAGAUGUAAAGCUUAGAACAAUCAAUGACUUCUUGUUUUCUGUCCAGAUGGACAAUGUCAACUUUUUCAAGAUUAAAAAAUACUGCGAGAAGAGCAUGAUCUCUAAAAAGCUGAAUGGAUUUAUUGACAAGUAUCAUUCUAUACAAGUGGGUGCAGGAUCAGAAGAGGACACAUUGUAUCAGAGCAGUACUUCUCCUCUUCAGAUUAUUGAGAGCUUUUUGGAAGCUCUCACAAAUGCAGACAAAGAUGGAAGGGUUGUUGUUAAUAAGCAAGAUCGACUCAGUAGUUCCAGCCUGAAGUUUCUACUUUUGAACCCUGCUGUCCAUUUUACAAGCAUAGUCAGAGAAGCCAGAGCAGUUAUUGUGGCUGGAGGAACAAUGCAACCUAUGUCAGAUUUCAAAGACCAGCUGUUUACUUGUGCAGGACUCCCAAGUGAAAACAUAAUAGAGUUUUCUUGUGGUCAUGUUAUUCCAGCGGAACAUUUGCUCUCCGUGGCGUUAGAUAGAGGCCCUUCGGGAAAAGAACUGGAUUUCACUUACCAGUCCAGAGAUUCUGCCCAGCUGAAAGAGGAGUUAGGUCGGCUACUUAUCAACAUUUUUGCCGUAGUUCCUGGUGGUGUGGUGUGCUUUUUCUCGUCAUACGAUUAUGAGCAGCAAGUCUACAGACACUGGCAAACAACCGGCCUUCUUGAUAAAAUGAACGCGCGAAAAAAGGUCUUUAGAGAACCAAGAAAAGCUAACCAACUUGAUCAAGUACUUUCGUCAUAUUCUGCCUGCAUUAAGAAGUCAGCUGUGACUACGAACACGUCUCCGAAUGGUGCGGUGUUAUUUUGUGUGGUAGGAGGAAAAAUGAGUGAGGGGAUCAACUUUUCCGACGACCUCGGAAGGUGUGUGGUGAUGGUUGGACUUCCUUAUCCUAAUAUUUACUCCCCGGAACUGAAGGAGAAAAUGACUUAUCUCGAUGCCACUUUAGGGCCCAAAGCUGGCCAAACGCAUUACGAAAAUCUUUGCAUGAAAGCUGUAAAUCAAUCAAUAGGUCGUGCUAUCCGUCACAGAGGAGACUAUGCCACCAUCUUGUUACUUGAUCAGCGCUACGGGUCUGCUAGGAUACAGAGAAGCUUACCUGGUUGGAUUUCAAACCGACUUCAACAUCAUUCGCGCUUCGGAUCUGCAUUUGCCGCCAUUCGCAAGUUUUUCGUGGACAAGCGACAGACGGAUGGAAUUACAGACCAAGAAGCACAACCAAAUACUUAAAUCUAUAAUUUCAAUAUUUAUAUGUCAAGUCAAAGAUUUCUCUGCAGAGAUUAUUGACAGAAAGAAGCAAAUAUUUAAUUGAUAUAUUUCUCAUUCACAAAAGGAUAAGAUUUAAUGUUUCAUAUCUAUUUUUGAAGAGUAAAGAUGUAUUUUUCUGUAGCUGCAGGUUUAAGAAUGUCUUGUGUGGCUACAAGCACGUGAUGACUCGUAGCAUAAUUGCACUCUCUUAGUUGUUUCACGUAUGGAUUGAGUUUAAUGAUGAAAAUUCCAAAUAAAAAGCUGCAUUAGAGCAUAGUCUUGGA